AAAGUGGGCGUUUCAGGAAGAAAGUGUUUUGCAACUGCUGUGCGGGUGUUACAUACCUUCCAGAGGCUUUACUGGUGUAUAUCUUUGUCAGUUUUUCGCGAACUGUAAAGCUUUAUCUUUUUUAAACCUCAGGUGUAGAUCAUGGCAAAAGUUGACCUUGCUAAAGUUGGGAAGAAUGUGGUGAAAAGUGCUGACAGCGGAGAGAAUGUGGAGCUCCAGUCUCUGUGGCAGGAACAGCCGGUGGUCUUGUUCUUCCUGCGAAGGUUCGGUUGCCAGGUGUGCCGAUGGAUGGCGUCCGAAAUCAGCAAACUGGAGCCAGACCUGAGGGCCAGUGGUGUGUCGUUGGUGGGGGUCGGACCAGAAGAAGUUGGACUGCAGGAGUUUAAGGAAGGAGGCUUUUUUAAAGGAUCUAUUUACGUCGACGACCAGAAGAGAUGUUACAAGGAUUUGGGUUUUAAACGGUACACAGCCAUAAGUGUCGUCCCUGCUGCUUUGGGGAAGAAAGUCCGGGACAUAUCCUCAAAGGCGAGUGCUGAGGGAAUCCAGGGAAACUUCUCUGGAGAUUUGCUCCAAAGUGGAGGCAUGCUCAUCGUGGCGAAAGGUGGAGAAAAGGUGUUACUGCAUUUCAUUCAGGAUUCACCUGGAGACUUGGUCCCUCUUGAAGACAUCUCCAAGGCUUUGGGCAUCACUGCUUCCGUCAAAGCAGGCCAGAAGCCGGUGUGCAAUGAUGAUGUUUGCACACGAUAAUGAAGACGCUGCGAGCCUAAAGCCAAAGAAAUCCAACUGAAGUUUGAAUCACUGCUAUUUUUUACAGUCUCCUUAUUGCUUUUGUUCCAUUCUAAUGAGCAUUGUAUUUAAUAAAGGCGACACUUUCAUAAUGCUUUUUAAUAUGUGAUUUUGUAUUUCUUAAAUCAUGUAUACACUUAACUUAAUAAUUUUGAACGAUAAUAAACACUAGAAUCAAGAGUUUUGUUUAUGUGAGAAAUAAAAAUGUUUAAAUGAAAUGUAAAAAUUGAUUCAA
Messenger RNA from Oryzias latipes (Japanese medaka), 1021 nucleotides. RefSeq names its product peroxiredoxin like 2B (gene prxl2b). Lineage: Eukaryota; Metazoa; Chordata; Actinopteri; Beloniformes; Adrianichthyidae. Gene Ontology annotation, biological process: prostaglandin biosynthetic process. The record is from RefSeq and is a predicted model, not a curated record. Gene Ontology annotation, molecular function: prostaglandin F synthase activity.